Rhipicephalus microplus (southern cattle tick) is the source of this 1353-nucleotide messenger RNA. RefSeq lists its product as uncharacterized. Lineage: Eukaryota; Metazoa; Arthropoda; Arachnida; Ixodida; Ixodidae. Gene Ontology annotation, cellular component: mitochondrial matrix; ribonucleoprotein granule. The record is from RefSeq and is a predicted model, not a curated record. Gene Ontology annotation, biological process: mitochondrial RNA processing; regulation of mitochondrial mRNA stability. Gene Ontology annotation, molecular function: RNA binding.
AUGGAUGCAUGGGCCGCUGGUUCUCCUCAUUGCGGAAGCAGUUAUGUGCGGCAACUGCCACACGCGGUCGAUGUAAAGCAGCUGCCCUGGCCGCAUCUGGUUCACUUGCUGUACCUCUUGGCACUCAAGAAAUGCAGCGUCCCGCCUCACUUUGCAAGUGCCGUUAAAGAGCGACUGUCAGAGUUCCAACUGGAAGAGGAUUUCAAAGAACUCGCUGUUUUGUGCAGCAGCCUGUUCAAGUUGAAAACUAGGGUUUCCAACGAUGCCUUUCUUCGCUUCGUCGCUCAGCAUACAGCUUGUGCCUUGUCAUCACACGAGGACAGGUUCGACAUUGUGGCGGCGUUGAAGUUCUUGCGACUCUGCGAGCACUACAGCCCCGAGGUUCUUCAAAACCUGGCGAGCUAUGUUGCCAUUCACAGCCGAGAACUGGUGGUCACGGAAUGUGCCCACAUGCUGGCUGCCUUCGCCAGCGUUGCUGCGUAUGACAGAGGCACAUUCGAGCACCUCGAGGACAGAGUGGUUUCCCUGCUUCGCGAAUGCGUCCCGAGCAAACACAGUUCGUCUAGGCUGCACCCUUCUUUACGUCCAAGGUUGAAAGAUGUGGCCAAGGUGCUGUGGGCAUUUGCAGCUGUAAACCACAGUGCCGGGAAAGAGAGCCUGGAAGUGGCAGUCCAGUUUAUCGAGCAAAACUUUACGUCAAACAGAGAUCUCUACCACAUCCUAGAUGCCUUGCAGUCACUCAUUUGCCUCGACUGCUACCCAUGGGACCUCAUUGACAAGGCAACUUCGCCGAGUGCAGAGCGGGCGGUUUUUCUCGAUGGAAAGAAGAAGGCGGUUCUGCGUCUAGUAUUCGUUGCCGCAUCUGCACAAUUGGCGAGAGGUGCUCCACUGACUGUGAAGCUGACCAGCAGCAGAGAGCAGCUCCCAAGGCGCGACGGCUUUGGGGAACUAGUAGCCGUGUUCGGAGAACGUCGACUGCGAGCCGGCUGUGUCCUGCCGCACAUCCGCAUCGCUGGCGUGACUUUUGCCGUGUGUCCACGCUCGUUGCGCGCAAGCCCCGUGCUGGACGUGGAAGAUCUGAAGCAGCAGAGGAUGGCUGCCGGAAAUCGCGAGGCUCGUUUUGUCAGCAUAGAGCUCCUGGACCGCAGCGUGUUAGUGCGAGACAGUGAGGAGGGUCACCUCCGCGGCAUUAUGGCAGUUAAGGUGUACCAGCUCCAAGCAUUGGGAUGUGCGUGUGAUUGGGGUGUCACCAAAGGAGAUCGUGAAGCUCGCCGCACUCACGGACAGGCGGCAGUGGUGGAACGUUCUUGUGCGAGCAUGUGCCCUAGAGGAGAGUCUUCCUGCAGGUUUUAA